UACCACAUUUCAUAUACAGAUCUCUGCAGAAUAUAUAGUCCAAGGUUUUUUAUUUGAAUACAUACAUGUCACCCAAACUGUGUUCUGGAUUCUUUUGUUAAUUACGUUCUCAUCAGCCAAGAAAAACAAUGAGGGAGGUUGUGAUUGUUGCAAUUGCUGCUACACUUGGGAAUCUUCUGGUUGGAUGGGAUAGUUCAACCAUUGCUGGGGGGCUGAGUUACAUCAAACAAGAGUUCCACUUGGAAACAGACCCCACCCUAGAGGGUCUAAUUGUGUCCACAUCGUUUCUCACUGGCACUGUUGUCACAAUAUUCUCUGGGACAGUCUCCGACAUGCUCGGAAGGCGUCCUAUGCUGAUAACAUCAUCGAUCAUGUUUUUCCUCAGCGGUUUGGUGAUGCUGUGGGCACCUAAUGUUCUCGUGGUUCUGUUGUCGAGGCUGUUGGAUGGAAUAGCCAUUGCACUGACUAUAACACUCACUCCCCUCUACAUAUCAGAGAUUGCACCACCUGACAUCAGAGGCACUCUCAACACUCUCCCUCAGUUUUCGUGUUCCGGGGGAAUGUUUGUGGCGUACAUCAUGGUGUUCUGGUUGUCCCUGAUGGAGAAUCCAAGUUGGAGAGCAAUGCUUGGCGUUGUGUCUGUUCCUGCUGUUGCUUAUUUUUUUCUGGCUGUGCUUUACCUCCCUGAAUCUCCUCCUUGGCUUGUGAGUAAAGGGAGAAUCACUGAGGCUAAGAAAGUUUUGCAAAGAAUUCGCGGCACUGACGAUGUUUCAGGGGAAUUGGCUCUGCUGGCUGAGGGUAUGAAUCCAGGGGGUGAAAACACCACCAUAGAAGAGUACAUAGUAGCCCCCGCCGGUGACCUCAUAGCCAACAAGGAAGCAGGAAGGGAUUGCAUAAAGCUCUAUGGACCCCACCAAGGAGGAGUUUCAAUGGUUGCACAACCAUUGAGUGGACAAGGUAGCAUGGUAUCUCGCAGCAUGUUAACCUUGUCUCGCCAAGGAAGCAUUGUUGCACAGGCUGCAAAUCUCAAAGACCCUCUAGUCAAUCUCUUUGGGAGCAUGCAUGAGAAUGUUACCCCCCUUGAAGCUGGUGCAGGUUCAAGAAGCAUGCUAAUGGGGGAGCCAGAUCAGAGCCCCUAUGGCAACAGUGAGAACCUGCAUGCUCCAUUGCUUUCAGCACAAGGGAGCACUGUGGAGAGGGUUGGAUCCAAAGACAUGUUAAAAGUUGGGAGCAAUAACACUGACAUUGGUGGAGGUUGGAAAUUGGUUUAUAAAUCAACUGACCAGGGUGGGAAAAGGGAAGGGGCACGCCAAAGGGUGUAUCUGCGUGCAGAUCCUAAUGCUGCAGUAUUGUCUCAGCAAGGAUCUUUUGUUUCUGGCUAUGAUUUGCAUGCAGAUGGUAGUACUGAGGCUUUUCCAGCAGCUGCACUUGUUAGUCACUCAGUUAUCAGCCCUAAGGAUAUGAGCAUCAAACCAGAAGUUGCUGCCAAACGUACUGGUUGGGGAGGUUUGUUGGAUUUAGGAGUCAGGCGCGCAUUGGUUGUUGGAAUUGGACUGCAAGUUCUUCAGCAGGCUGCUGGCAUAAAUGGAUUUCUAUACUAUGCUCCCCAGAUUCUUGAACAGGCAGGUGUUGGGCCACUUCUGUCAAAUUUGGGUAUUAGUUCAAGAUCUGCUUCAUUACUUGUAAAUGUCAUUACAACAUUCACUAUGCUCCCUUGUAUAGCCGUUUCCAUGAGGCUCAUGGAUAUUGCUGGCAGGAGGUCAAUAAUGCUAUACACAAUACCCAUUCUGGUAGUGUCUCUCAUGGUACUAGUACUUCGGGACUCAUUUCACAUGGGUUCCACCCUUAAUGCAACAAUCACUGCAGUGAGUGUUAUGGUAUACGAAAGCUGCUUCUGCAUGGGACUUGGUGUGAUUCCAAACAUCUUGUGUUCAGAAAUCUUCCCAACAAGUGUUCGCGGAAUAUGCAUUUCUAUUUGCUCCCUCACAUUUUGGAUCUGCACAUUGAUAGUCACUUCUUUAUUUCCCUUCUUGCUCCAUCUCCUUGGUCUUACUGGGGUCUUUGGAUUAUUCGUUGUUGGGUGCAUCAUUGCAUGGAUAUUUGUCUACUUGAAAGUUCCUGAAACAAAGGGCAUGCCUCUUGAAGUCAUCAUUGAGUUCUUCUCUAUUGGUGCGAAGCCUGAAUGAAACGUACUGAUCUUGCAAGGUUCGGAAGCAAAUUAAAAGCUGAAUUAAUACUCACAUAAUUUUCAUCACAAGGAAGAUGGAAAGAAGGAUAUUGCCAUUGAAAUAUUUUCAAGUUUGAUUGCUUUUGAUUCCCCUAAAAUUAUGAGUUUAAAAUUUUGUUGGAGGAAGAUUGACACCAUUUCGGGAACUUUCUACUUUUCUCCUUUGAAAAGAAGAUUAUAAUAAUCUAAUAUUUAUUUAGACACAAUGUAAUUAUACCUACAGCUUGUCUGGAUACAC
Molecule: messenger RNA, 2465 nt
Organism: Glycine soja
Lineage: Eukaryota; Viridiplantae; Streptophyta; Magnoliopsida; Fabales; Fabaceae
Product: monosaccharide-sensing protein 3-like
Exons: 5
Coding region: 129-2186 (685 amino acids)
Biological process (GO): transmembrane transport
Cellular component (GO): membrane
Molecular function (GO): myo-inositol:proton symporter activity
Source: RefSeq, a predicted model, not a curated record